AUGAGAAGUCUGACGAAAGCAAGUGUCUUUCUAGGGGCCUUUGUUACUCGUUUAUCUGGACGCACGCCUGAGGAGAGUCAUGGGAAUGAUGAGGUGUUUCUGAGUGUAAAUACGGAUGCUAGGGAGGGGAAUGUAUCGAGUCCGUUGCUUUAUGGGGCGAUGUUUGAGGAAAUGGACCACUCAGGCGAUGGCGGAAUCCACGCCCAACUCCUCCGCAACAACGGCUUCCAAGGCUCCGACCCUGACCUAACAGCCUACAAACCCAUUGGCGACGUGGAUAUUUCCGUUGACCCCCUCCGCCCCGUUAGUAACGCCAUCAACGCUUCACUCCAAGUAACUGUACCAAAAGACGUGACUGGAUUUGUGGGUUUCGCAAACACGGGAUAUGCAGGUGUCCCUGUUACAAACGCUACGUACCAGAAUUCGUUUUGGAUGAUGGGGGAGUAUAAUGGGACUGUGACGGUCCAGUUGGUUGGAUCGAGCAGUGGGGAUGUGUUUGUGACGUAUAAUUUGAGCGUUGAGAGUACAGAGAAGGAGUUCAGACGGUUUGAGACGAGCUUCAAUUCGACGAGAGCUGCAGAGGAUGGGGAUAAUGAGUGGAGAUUGUUGUUCGAUGGUGCGUUGGUUAAUGGGAGUUUCUUGAACAUCGGGUUGGUGGAGUUGUUUCCACCAACUUAUAAGGGGAGGGCUAAUGGCUUGCGCGAUGAUGUUGCCAAAUUCUUGGAGGCGAGUAAGCCUACGUUUUUGCGCAUCCCAGGAGGCAACAACAUCGAGGGCCUUUCAAUCCCGAAACGAUGGAUUUGGAAUAAUACAAUUGGACCUACAGUUGACCGGCCUGGACGAGAUGGUAAUUGGUUCUACCCUAAUACGGAUGCCCUAGGUCUCGAUGAAUACAUGUGGUGGUGCGAAGACAUGAACAUGACGGCCGUGCUGGCUGUUUGGGAUGGCAAGUCGUAUGGCGGUAUUGUAUCUGGACCAGACUUGGAGCCUUAUGUUGAUGAUAUCAUGAACGAGCUUGAGUACCUCCUCGGUCCCUCCAACUCAACCUGGGGCAGUCUUCGCGCAAAGAACGGUCGUAAGGACCCCUGGCCCCUACAUUACGUCGAAAUUGGCAAUGAAGACGACUACACCGGUGGAUGUCCCACAUACCCCGACCGAUUCACCCAGAUCUACAAUGCCAUCAACGCCACAUACCCCGAUAUCAACAUCAUCGUCUCCACUGGAGUACAGAACUGUAUACCAUCACCAUUACCACCAGGUGUCAUGAUCGAUCUGCACUACUACCAGUCGCCGGAUCCGCUAGUUGGAUUAUUUAACCAGUUCGACAACUUCCCUCGAGAUCGGCCUGUCAUCAUUGGAGAAUGGGGAUGUCGCAACACGACUGCUGAACGAGGACAGUUCUGGAGUUUUGUGCAGGGAAGUUGCGCUGAAGCCGUGCAUAUGAUUGGGUUUGAGAGGAAUAGUGACGUUGUUAAGAUGACGGCUUAUGCGCCGUUGCUGCAGAACUUCGCGUUUACGCAGUGGUCGCCAACUCUCUUCGGCUUCUCCUCAAACCCCAACUCCCUGACUCCGUCAACAUCCUACUUCAUCCAGCAGAUGUUCGCCGGCAACAAAGGGACCUCAGUCCUUCCCGUCAACUCAACCAAAGAUUUCGGACCAGUGUACUGGGUCGCCUCACGGAACGAGACAACCAUCCAUCUGAAACUAGCCAAUUACGGCGCAGACAACCAAACCGUCAUCGCAAACAUUCCGGAUACAAGAUCAGGUACUCUGGAGAUGUUAGCAGGAUCGCAAUUUGCGGGGAACAAGCCGGGGGAUAUUAAAAUCGUGCCGAAGAGGGAGAGAAUUGUGAGCAAAGGGAACUCGGGUAAUUAUACGGUGGAAAUGCCGGCAUGGGGAGUUGCGGUCUUGGCUGUUGUGUGA
Molecule: messenger RNA, 1923 nt
Organism: Aspergillus ruber CBS 135680
Lineage: Eukaryota; Fungi; Ascomycota; Eurotiomycetes; Eurotiales; Aspergillaceae
Product: putative alpha-L-arabinofuranosidase
Exons: 7
Coding region: 1-1923 (640 amino acids)
Biological process (GO): L-arabinose metabolic process
Molecular function (GO): alpha-L-arabinofuranosidase activity
Source: RefSeq, a predicted model, not a curated record